Adineta ricciae is the source of this 1017-nucleotide messenger RNA. NCBI's taxonomy places the organism in Eukaryota, Metazoa, Rotifera, Eurotatoria, Adinetida, Adinetidae. The record is from the annotation of a GenBank genome assembly.
AUGCUCAUUCAUUGCCAAACAAUUCUAUGUGACGUUCUUUCUCACUUGUUGCUUGUCGUCUUUAUAAACACUUCUGUACUGCAAGCACAAGCAUUAUCAAGAAAUGAUCGUGCACAUAAUCACAUAGCUCGCCUUAGACAAGCGGAGGAAAUCUUUAUGACUUCAGUGCCUAUUGAUGGUAUGAAACGUUCGCAUGUUUGCGGUGAUGGCUAUCGUAUUGAAGGUGCUCUUCUCAAAUCUUAUCCGUAUUCUCGCGGUCAAACCUAUUCACCUUACGAAGAUUGCUAUAUGACAUUUCAGGCUCGACGAUCGAAUAAUCUUAUUCGUAUUCGAAUUCUUACUAUGGAUAUUAACGAUAUUCAUCGUGGAAUCAAUUGUUUGGAUUCACUUCGGUUCUAUAAAUCACCUUACAUACUUGAAAAAGACAAACUCAACUCAGUCGAGUGUGGUCAGUUGAAUGAAUCGCAAAAUUUUAGCUUUAUUUCACCUACCGGUGUUGUUACUGUACACUUUAGUACGGAUGGUGGAAACGUGAAUGGUCUCGGUUUCAAAGUCGUUCUAACCUCCUUUCACUAUCCCAGUCAUUUGCAUCCAUGCGACUCAACUGAUGAUGAAUUUCUUUGUGGCAAUGGUGAAUGUAUUAGUAGCUCGCUUCUUUGCGAUGGUGUUCCACAUUGUCUGGAUGGAUCGGAUGAAGGUUACAAUCAUUCGUGCUCUGUUCGUUCAACUGAUUCUGUCAAUCAUAUGACACCAGACAAAUAUCCGCCAUUACCAAAAUAUCAGCAAUGGCGUGGAAUCUUAAUAAUCGCGUUUUUCCUCAUAAUCUUAUUUGUAUUCAUUCUGUUUACGAUCUAUUUUCUUUGUCGUCGUUGUUGUUGUCCAAAUGAAAUUUCUAUCCAACACACAGCGAAUAUUCGUUCAGAAGUUAAUCAUCGUAAACAUGGUGCCCGAACUCGAGUGAUCACACAUAAUAAUCGCAACUACAAACAUUUCCACGACAAUCGUAAUCUUGUUUAA